AUCUCUGUAGGUAUCUUGAUAGUUACAAUGAUGUGGGUAGGCUAAGCGAUUGGUGAAUAAAGUAGUCUAUGCUCGGUAAAGGUCGUUUCAAUAUCACCUGACAUGGCGCAGUCGGUUUUUAUAGUUAAAAGUGAUUAAUUUAGUGAUUCUGACUACUUAUCAAGUGCAAAAAAUAAACUGUGAGUGAUUUGCGAUGGAGUCGACACUUAAACCUCCAUCUCCGUUUUGUUUUGAAAACGAUAUCGCGAGUGUAACUACGGGCAAUCUUAGCAGACAAUGGUCAAAAUGGCGGAAGUCCUUUGAAACAUAUUCAAAAGCAUGUGAAUUCGGCAAAAAGACCGAGGAUGUACAACUUAGCAUAUUAUUGCAUUUUAUUGGGGAACAGUGCAGAGAAGUAUAUGACCAAUUCACGGAGACGUUUGCGACAACAAAAGCCUUAUUAGACAGAUUUGAUAAAUAUUUUUUGCCUACGAAGAACUUAACAAUGGAGCGACACAAGUUUUUUAUGCGUAAUCAAUUGGACGGUGAAUCAACUGAGCAAUAUACGUUUGAGCUAAAAAGAUUGGCGAAAACUUGUGAGUUUGGAGAGUUGAACGAUGACCUCAUAAAAGUUAGGCUGAUAUGUGGUCUCACUGAGGAUGCUUUGAGAGAACGGUUGCUACGCGAAUGUGACCUCACACUAACGAAAGCGAUGGAUAUCAGUAGGAUAGCGGAAAUGUCGCGAGCACAAGCGAACCAUAUUAAGUCGGAGAAAGGACCUGACAGUCACAUUCACGAGGUCACCGAGCAAGAGCGAGAAGAAAGAGUAUGUGAGGUACACUUCAGGCGCCGGACGGCGCCACCUGGACGCCGCGGGUCGCCUGCGCCCGCCGUGUGCCGUUGUGGCGUCCGCGCCGCCAGUCAGCAUCGCGCGCGCGCCGCGCCGCCGCUGUCAGCCAACCGGGAUGGCAGUGAUGGAAUGUCACCGGCACCGCGUCAAAAUGGGCAAUUUAGCAGGAAAAAUAACAAGAAAUGCGACUAUUGUGGUCGGGUGCAUGAUAGAUUUAAAUGUCCGGCGUACGGCCAGCGAUGUACUCGAUGCAAUAAGGCAAAUCAUUUUGCUAGGAUGUGCCGUGUGUACAUGGUACAGGAGAACUCCACUGAUCAGGACAGUGAGGCCUCCUGAUCGGUGGGGAUACUCCGCACCUGGUGUACCGCAAGUGAAUAAUAAUAACAAUGAUAAUUAAUUCUAGUUGUAAGAAAAUGAUCAGAUGAUGUGUUAAAUUUGAAUGUAAUUAAACAUGUCACGGGUCUUGAGUUGAUUUUGCAUUUUUUUUACGAAUUUGGUAAUUGAACAUCAUGCAUGCAUAAACUCGUAAAACCUAAGCUAAAACCUUUUUAGUACAAUUCUAAUAUUAUGUGACACCACAGCAUGCGGGUGAACAUGUUCAUAUAGUUACUAAAUAAAAAUAAUAAAAUUAAAUAGUUAUGAGUAUCUUACCAAUUAAUUAUGUUACGCAUAAUUAAUGAAGCCAAUUUUACUUAUUCAAUCAAAUUAACUAUUCGUAUAAUAUAAUAUUAAUGUCAAUACGAUGGAAUGUUACGAUUAAAAUUUAAGGAAAGAGGAUGAGUUAAUGGGUUCAAUUCCAUACAUCUUGUACAAUUUAAUUUCUUUUGUAACAGGGGAGUUGUAGGUAUCUUGAUAGUUACAAUGAUGUGGGUAGGCUAAGCGAUUGGUGAAUAAAGUAGUCUAUGCUCGGUAAA
Messenger RNA from Cydia pomonella (codling moth), 1743 nucleotides. RefSeq lists its product as uncharacterized. The coding region runs from base 194 to 1165 and encodes 323 amino acids. NCBI's taxonomy places the organism in Eukaryota, Metazoa, Arthropoda, Insecta, Lepidoptera, Tortricidae. The record is from RefSeq and is a predicted model, not a curated record. The transcript is spliced from 2 exons.